Messenger RNA from Leptopilina heterotoma, 5086 nucleotides. RefSeq lists its product as uncharacterized. The record is from RefSeq and is a predicted model, not a curated record. The transcript is spliced from 3 exons. The coding region runs from base 114 to 4952 and encodes 1612 amino acids. NCBI's taxonomy places the organism in Eukaryota, Metazoa, Arthropoda, Insecta, Hymenoptera, Figitidae.
ACUAUGUAAAUAUUAUUUUUCAAAAACAUUUUAUAUAUUUAUACUUUUUAGCAAAAUAUUAUUUAAUUUAAAAAUUUAUUAUUAGAAAAAAAAAAUUUUUCAGAAAGCGAAAAAUGAAAAUUUCUGCCAUUUUACUAAUUUGUUUAUUCUUACCAAAUAUUAGUUUUUCGAAAUAUUCACAAAGUUUCUUAUCAUUUUCUAAUUUGUGUCCCGAUUCAGAGGUGGACAGUCCAGAAAAUAAUGAAAUUGUAGAUAAUUGCCUCGCUUUAAAUGAACAGAAGACAAAAAUUAUUUCCCAAAAAUUGAAAUUAGUUCACGAUAUUUUUAAUCUAAAAUAUAAGAAUUUAAUUUUAAUAAUUGCCUACAAUACAGAUGAUGCUAAAGAAUUAGGUGAAUUUUUGUCAAAUAAUGAAAAAUUAUUACCAAGAAAAUUGAGAAAUGAAUUUUCUGAUGAUGAUGAUCAAUUCAUUUAUGAUUUAAUUAUCGAUAAUGUUCAUCUCUAUAAAUAUGGAAAUGAAUCGACAAUUCUUUUUGCCUAUCCAAGGGAUACUUUACACGAUUCAAGUUAUACGAGUCAAUUACUUUUGGAAAUAGUGCACAAUAUUUCUAAUGUGAAAUUAAUUUUUACUGUUGCUGAUAAAAAUUUUCAUGUUGACUCUGAGAAGAGGGAAUUGGAAAUUUUUCAGAUUUUCGAAGUAACGGCGAGAAUAUUGAGAAAUGUGGAGAAUUUUAGAUUGAGUAGUGGACUAGUAGUGAGUGGUGGAAAAUUAGUGGUGAAAUCAUCGGCUGAGGGCGAGAGUGCAAUGGAUAAGAGAAAUGAUUAUUUGGAUAUUAUUGAACGAUACACGAGUAUGAUGAAUGCAACAAGUGAUCGUGGAAAAUUAUUGGCGAAAGAUUUAAUAAAGCAGGAGAAUGUUUUCAUUGUGACGGGAUUUUCUUUGGGUGAUCAUAAACAAUUAGUGGCGGAUUUGGAAAUAAUUAGGUACACUAAUCUGAAUGGUCACGAUUUUCAAAGCGAUUAUUCAGUAAUGACUGAUUGUUUGUAUAACUCAGUGAAUGUCAAAUUAAUCCAUAGUAUGAAUUCCCUGAGUUUAGCUCUAGACUCUGCUUUGUCCAGAAGGAAAAACUUAAUUAGGAGUCUUACCGGAGUACUUAACCUACAGGAGACGAUUAUGAACCUAAAUGAUGUCCUGGAAAUAUUCUUGAAUUGUACAAAAACACCAGACAAGAUAGCAAUUACAUUUUGUUUUCAGAACCUUAAAGAGAAUCUUCAAUUCUUGCAUGAUCCAAAUGUGAAUAAUUACACCAAAAGAAUCAGUAACUACAGUACCAUGAUUUGCUUCAUCCAUUCAUGGUUUGAUGUCUUCGCCACUGUCGAGUACAUUAACGAGUCGGAAAAAUGGACCCACAAUCUGAAAAUUUACAAAAGAAUGUUGAAUAUAAUGAAUAAUUGGUAUUUGGAGGCUAAAAACAUCUACCAAGAAGUUGAAGAUUUACCGGAGGAAAUCACGAGGAAAAAGAUUGCUAUACUUUCGAAGGAGUUGUACAAUUGGAGGGUAACUUGGAAUGAGGAAAAUCGGAUGAUGAUGAAAGUUGCCUACGAUACGAUUAGAUCGAAUGCAAUUAAGAUGAGUGCCAAAAUUCAGUGUGGGGAGGAAAAUUUACAGGUGAAGGGAAAAUUGGUAAAACUGAGUAAAGUACUGAAUGGAAAGUGUUACAAUGAGACGAGAAAUGGAAUAAGAUUUCUGGAGAUUUUUGCCGCUGAUAAAGUAAUUAUCGAUGCGGAUAUUUUUGCAGUGGGUCAGGAAUUGACGGUGGCGAUAUUCUCACCGAUUUGGGAGAUCGUUCAUUCAAGGGAAUUCGUUUUGGAUGGUUUUUCCCGAAAUUUGACGAUUGGGGAUUAUUUGAAAUCAAAGGCCAGCAACGGUGACAAACUAAACAAAAACGGUGCCGACGGCAUAGCGGGAUUACAUGGUGGUGCUGCGGGAAGAUUCUUCGGUUUGGCGGAGACCAUCAUCAAUCCAGAACUAUUAAAGAUUUCACUGAAUGGCGGCAGGGGAUCGAAUGGACAAUCCGGUGGUGAUGGGGUCGAUGGCGAGGAGGGCGAAAUCCCUAGUGAGGAAUACAUCACGGAAAACCUACGUAAACACUCCUGUAAUUGGUAUCCUUACGCUCCGGUAUCUUUUCGAACUGAAGCCUCAAAAACUGUGAAACACUACGAUUCCCUAAUAGGCGAACAACUUGGUUGGACAUACAAGACCGAGUGUUUUAUCUACGGCUUUAGGGGUUUUCCAGGCGGAAACGGUGGUAAUGGAGGACUCAAUGGAAAAGGCGGCAGUGCGGGAGAAUACAAACUCGUCUCCCUAAACGGCUCCAGUAUUCACUUCCCGGUGAAAGUGUGGACUCUAAACGGCAUCGAUGGAAUUCCCGGCGUCGGCGGAUCUGGUGGUAAAGGCGGAUCGACCAGGAAAGUCACCAUGAAGAACGUGAACGAAAACAAUUUUAAAUUCCCCCUGAAUGAAACAAUAGCGAUAGCUAAAGAUGGAAUUCCCGGUGCUGCAAAUCUAAGUACGCUAGGUUCCGAUGUACGCAAAGGGGACCUAAAGACCCGGUAUUUUGGUGAUUUGGCAAAUCUCUACAAACUUUUCGUCUUCUCCCAAAUUGACAGUCAUGAAUCUCACUAUAUCGAAAUUUACAAACAGAUGAUUAUCAAUAAGGAGAUUCUGAAAACAUACGAUACUGUAACUUUGGUCAAGGAAUUAGGAGAUCUAGAGGAGGCGUACCAUCUGAUGGUCAAUAAAUCACACGGUCUCUUUUUCUACCAGUUCUGGAAGGAGGGAAUACUAGAUCACUUUCUCCAAAAACAGGAAUACCCAACCGUCCUCCGCUUUCUGGAUCACCUAGUAGCCGAGAAGAUAGAACGAAUCGAGAACAUCAACGAACGGGAGAUAUACACCCUCUAUGAUUACUUGCCCCAUAUUCGAAAACAACUCCGAAAUCUAAAGAUUGCAGGAAAAUUGGUUCAGACGAAAAUUUUCAAAACUGGACCAUCACUAGAGAAACUUAUCGAAGAGACACAGUACAUAAUUCAAGGGAAGAUCCAAACCCAAAUUGACCAAACAAAUCAGAAAUUAACCGGUGAGAUUGAAACACUUUUGCUACAUAUACUAUCAAAGAGGAAAAGUUCUAAAAGUUUGAUUGAUAAUUUACGACUUAAAUUCCUUGGCAAGGUGUUUGGUGAAGUAAUUCAAAUUCUAAACACCGGUCUAGGGAUGAUAAAUCCAAGUCUAGGAGUACUUGCCCUAAAAUUUAGUGAAACUGGGUCUGGAAUUUCGGAUCCGGUCGAUGACUCAUCUGAUCGGAGUAUCGAACUACAAAUACCGAAAGUACUGAAUGAAUAUCUGGGGUGGUUCGAAAGGCGACUUCAGAUACGAAAGAGAGUUCAGGUAUCGAUUCUCGACUAUAGUCUCCAUCACCUAGGGAAGAUCACUAGAGAAGUAAACUCAACAACAACGGAUGGUAAAAACUUGGUAAAUUUGGAAAACUUCGUCUCCCAUUUAAGAGGAGAAGCAUCUACAGAUCUUUUGAUGAAGUGGGACGUAGUGAACGUUUUGAACAAUCAGCUCGAUUUUGAGAAAAGCGCUAAUACAUCCUCAAAGAAAAAUUUGAUCUCCGAUUUGAAAGUACACAUCUGGGUGAAACAGAUGGUUGGCGAAUUGCUUCCGAGCCUGGAACUGGAUAAAUCCAAUUUCUCGUUGGUAUUCGCUUUGGAAAUAGGGAAGGUCUUCGAGGAUACUUUGAAGAUUCGCAAAUUCCAUGAGGAGGUGCAUGAACGACUUGCGCCACUGAUUCAAAAAAUGCGCGAGAGUCCGGAAACUUUUUCCGCCGUCACUUAUUUGGACUUUAAACACUUCGAUCUACGCCAUUCCCUAAGGGAAAUAUUGACAAAACUAGAGACUCUUAUUCUGGAAUUUAAAAUCUUGCCACUAUUCAGAAACGUUUUGGAAGAAUUGCAAAAUGCGGUCGAUAAAGUUUUGGAGACAUUCGACAGGCUUCAUGAUCACGUGGAGGAAUUGAAGAGAAUUCCCUAUUUACACGAUUUACAUCUUCCACCGUUCGACAUCGCUUAUGUUAAGGACGCGAAACUUGGUCUCGAACUAGCCAAAGUGUUACAAUUAUCCUACUCGAAUAACAUUAUCGACGAUUAUCAGAAGUGGAUGUAUAAUUUCAAACAAUACGUUUUCCCGUUCGACAAAGAAUUCCAUCACCUCUUCAAAAAACAAGAAACCAAAAAGCACAAUAUUCCCACACUUGCCGAAAUUGCAGCCGAGAACCUAGAAAACUACGGUCAGCAAUUGAGUGAAAAUCGUCGGAAACUUAUCGACAGUGGUAAAAUCAAAUUCGCCAGAUUUGGUAACGAUAUACAAGCUUUUCACAAUUGGAGUGGUGGUGAAAUUGAUGGUCUCCUGACCGGCAAGAGGGUGAAACUUUUCGCUAACAUUAGCCAUCAUACAGAAUGGAAUGCGGUCAAAUUUAGUGAUCUUUGGCUACGGAUUAAUUCAAUAGAUCCGGAAAUUAAACUUGAAGAGAUUGCUCACGAUCUGCAGAGUUUUUCGGUAAAGCUUCUUCAUAAUGGGGAUUCGUACUAUAGAUGUGGGGAAAGAAUUUUUCGUAUUAUGUCAAAGAGUUACAAUUUGGAGAAGAUGUACAAUGAUGGGAUGAGGAAAAUGAGAGGGAUUGAUGGAAUUUUAGUGGAAAAAUUCGUUUUGAGUCCUUAUGCAACGUGGAUGGUUGAAAUUGUGAGUCGGGAUGAUAGGCGAAGUAAUGAUGCACUCAAGAAAUAUGAAUCGAAGAUUAAUAUCGAAUUGGUUGGAUUGGGACAGUAUAGUCCGGGUGAUAUUAAUGAAUGUGGAGAUUUGAGUGAAUAUCAGAAUUUUGAAGUUGUUGGCUGAUGUAUCACUAUUACAAUUGUUACUGUUUUUAUUGUUACGAAUGUUACUGUUGAUGCUACUAAUUUAAUUACUGAUAAACUUCUGUUGAAUUGUAUCCAGCAUGAGUCAUUAUUAAAGAUAUACUUUUAAUCAAA